Molecule: messenger RNA, 1902 nt
Organism: Capronia epimyces CBS 606.96
Lineage: Eukaryota; Fungi; Ascomycota; Eurotiomycetes; Chaetothyriales; Herpotrichiellaceae
Product: alkaline phosphatase
Exons: 3
Coding region: 1-1902 (633 amino acids)
Source: RefSeq, a predicted model, not a curated record
AUGUUGCCGUUUUUGGUGUUCUCGUUGCUGGUCACAGCCACACUCGCCUCCUACGGCGCAAACUUGAAUUACCGGUCACCGUCUCUCCAUCACCCCGGCCUGGCGAUUUCUGUGCGCAAGGUUGUUAAACGCCAGGAUCCUAGAGCGGGGUUUGUACCCUCACAGCUCAACUUCACUCACGGAGUUGCCUCUGGCGACCCGUACCCCAACAGUGUGAUACUCUGGACAAGAUGCUCUCCUACCUUUGAUGAUGUCAAGGACAACGGCACCACUUCAGGCUUCGUACCCCUGUACAACCCGGUGCCAAUCUACAACGAUACUGACGAGGGCAAACCACCCUCCAAGGCGCCGGUCUGCCUGACUUGGAAGAUUGCGUCUGACCCGGGCCUGUCGUCUGUGGUAGACUCGGGGAAGGUGUACACCAGCUCGGAUGUCGACUACACGGUCAAGGUCGAGGCCAGCAAACUCAAAGCCUACACACAGUAUUGGUAUCAAUUCACCAUCUGCAACUCCAACAAGUCCAGCUUGGUCGGCAGCACCAAGACCACGCCUGCGCCAGACGACAAUGUCAGCGCCAUCAACCUGGCAGUCUACUCGUGCGGCAACUUUCCCUUUGGCUUCUUCAAUGCCUAUGGAAAUCCCGUUCGAAAGAGUUCGGUCGACUAUGUGCUGCAUCUCGGUGACUAUAUCUAUGAGUAUGCCAACGGAGAAUAUGGCUGGGGUCAAUCCAUCGGGCGUGUCCCCUUGCCAGACAGGCAAAUCUUCACUCUCUACGACUACCGCAAGAGACACGCCACCUAUCGAACGGACCAGGAUUUGAUUCUCAGCCACCAACGAUAUCCUUGGAUUCCCGUGUGGGACGACCACGAGGUCGGCGACAACACUUAUCGAGAUGGAUCUUCGUGGCUUAACAACACGGAAGCCUCGUUCGUAGAGGACGGGGGCGUGUCAGUUGACCAACGAAAGAUGAACGCCGUCCGGGCGUAUUUUGAAUGGAUUCCCAUCCGGCAAGUCGAGAUGGGUGACGAUCUCCGCGUCUGGCGGUCCUUCUCGUUCGGCAGUUUGCUGGACAUCAUCAUGCUCGACACCCGGCAAUACGACCGGUCCAUUACGGAUCUAUACUGGAACACAGACUACAUCCACGCCAUCUCCAACGAUGCGGGCCGGUCCAUGAUGGGGUCUCGUCAAGAGAACUGGUUCUACCAGUCGCUGAUCGACUCGAAGAACCGAGGGGCGACAUGGCGUGUGAUCGGGUCGCAAACGGUCUUCAGCCGAAUCAACGCGUCUUUGUCAUUCGGCAACGUCAACCCCUUCGAUUACGACGCUUGGGACGGGUACCAAGCCAACCGCAACCGGACGUACCAGACGCUGUACGGCAACAACAUCACCAACAACAUCAUGAUCUCUGGGGACAGCCACGCCAACUGGGUGUCGGACCUGGUUUGGCUGGACCAGCACCCCUACGACCCAGCGACCGGAGAGGGAUCGAUCGGGGUCGAGUUCGGCGGGACCGCCGUGUCAUCUCCGUCGCCGGGCGGCCAGAACAUCUCCCUCGCCACGAGCGUCGCGGGCAGCCAGUGGCUAGUCAGCGCCAACCGGGAGCUGCAGUGGAGUGAGCUGUAUUAUCGCGGAUACUUUGAGCUGUACAUCACGCAGCAGGCAGUGCACGCGGCCUACUUUGGCAUGCCGACCAUCGUGAACCGCAACCCCGGCGAGAUUUCCCUGGCCAACUUCACCGUGUUGAAGGACGAAAACCGACUGCACCGGUUUAAUGGCACGGUAGUUGAAACCCCUGUCGAGAAUGGCUGGGUCAAGUUCGGAAAGGUCCAGCAGACGAAUAUCACCAAUUCGACGGAUACGGGAUUGUACUAUAUCAGCCAUGACGAUGUGGAGGAUAUUUGA